GGAGGGAUGCUCUGUCUCCCCCUCUCCGCCUCUCGCUCUUUUCUCUCUCCCUCUCGCUCUCUUUCUCUUCAUCUCGCUUGCUCGCCUCCCUCUGUAUAAUCCACAUCUAGGGCAAGCUGAUUGAGAGCCAGUCCAGUGCUCAGCUCCUCUCUGCAGGCUGAGAAAAGAGAGAGAGAAAGACAUAGAAACGCUGCUUCUCAACGCAGGAGGAAAAACAGGAGGAAGAAAACGGGUUUGGAAAAAGGGAAGAGAAAUACCGAGGAAGAUUUCAUCUGAGGAUAUCAUUUAUACCUGUACAUAUUGUUUAUAUAUAUAUUUGUACACACGCAUAUAGAUAUUUAUAUACAUAUAUCUCUGUAUAUAUCUGUGUAUUUGUGCUUGUCUGUUUAUACUAAUAUUUUUAUAUGUAUUUGUGUGUGUGUGUGUGUGUAAAUAUAUAUAAACAAAUUAAUAUAUCUAUGAAUUUCUAUACAUAUCACUGUGAAACAAGAGCGGCGAGAGGAAAAUGUACCAUCGGGGCUGGUCUCUGAUUGUGUGAUCGUAUACAAUAUUUUCAAUAUUAUUUUAUCUUCUACGUCAAGAGGAAGGAAGACUACGUACUCAUUUUUUGUUUUCCUGUUGCUACUUCCCCCUCCUCGCUCUUUUUUUUGUCAUUUGAGGGGAAUGAAGAGAGGAGAGUAACAAGAUUUGGAGAAAAAGGGAAAAUCUGUCGAAUUGCUGUGAUUAGUGUUAUUUUCGUCGGUAUUAGCGCUCUGCGAGCCGAUCGCAGUGUGCUGCGUGUGAUCUGAGGAGGCAGCAGAGAGAAAGUGCCACACCACGCCGCUCAGCGCCAGCCCAGCGCCAACCCAGCACCAGCCCAGCCAGCAUGCACAAACACCACCACUGCUGCAAGUGCCCAGAAUGUUACGAGGUGACCCGCAUGGCCGCCCUGCGCAGGAUGGACGCCCCUCAGUACCAAGAAUGGCAGGCCGAGCCCUAUGGAUACCCGGCCGGGUACGGGCCCGGAGGCGGGCAGACCUUACCCCAGCCUCCAGUCUCAGGGGGAGGAGGAGGAGGAGGCAUGGGAGGAGGAGGGGGCACUCUGGGGAGAAGUAAAGGCAAGAUGACGUCUGCUGGGGGUCCCGGAGGCCCAAACCCCAAGGGCCAAUCCAAGGGCGGCACCAAGGUGAAUGGCAACAAUUCUGGUGGUCAAGCAGGUUGGUGGCCGGAGUGCACCUGUUCCAACCGGGAGUGGUACGACCAGGCGAACCCUCCCCCUGUCAUCGUCAACGCAGACUCACUGGAUGCAGGCCCUUAUGUAAAUGGCAGUGAUGGGAUGUAUAAAUAUGACGAGAUCAUCUUGGAAAGGGGUAACUCUGGCCUGGGCUUCAGCAUCGCUGGGGGGAUGGACAAUCCACAUAUCCCAGAUGACCCAGGGAUCUUCAUCACCAAGAUCAUCCCUGGAGGAGCUGCAGCUAUGGACGGCAGGCUGGGGGUGAAUGACUGUGUGCUGCGUGUGAACGAGGUGGAUGUGUCUGAGGUGGUCCACAGCCGGGCGGUGGAGGCCCUGAAAGAGGCUGGCCCUGUGGUCAGGCUGCUGGUCAGGAGAAGACAGGCCCCUCCUGAGACCAUCCUGGAGAUCAACCUGCUCAAGGGGCCCAAAGGCCUUGGCUUCAGCAUCGCUGGGGGGAUCGGCAACCAGCACAUCCCUGGAGACAACAGCAUCUACAUCACAAAGAUCAUCGAGGGUGGGGCCGCGCAGAAAGACGGACGGCUGCAGACCGGAGACCGCCUGCUAGCUGUGAACAACAUCAUCCUGCAGGACGUGCGUCACGAGGAGGCGGUGGCGGCGCUGAAGAACACCUCUGACAUGGUCUACCUCAAAGUGGCCAAGCCCGGACCCGUGCACCUCAACGACAUGUAUGCCCCUCCGGACUACUCCAGCACCUUCCCCACCAUGGUGGACAACCACGUCAGCCACAACUCAGGCAUGGCCUACAUGGGAGCUAUGGAGCCCAAGCCCGUCUACAGCCAGCCCCCCCAGGUCACGCCCUCCAGGUAUUCCCCAGACCCCCGUCACAUGCUGGGGGAAGAAGACUUCACCAGUCCCGCCCCGCGCCCUGACGCUGUUGCUCUGUUUGGCAGGGAGCCGCGGAAGGUGCUGCUGCACAAGGGCUCCACGGGGCUGGGCUUCAACAUCGUGGGCGGCGAGGAUGGAGAGGGCAUUUUUGUCUCCUUCAUCCUGGCUGGAGGACCAGCAGACCUGAGCGGAGAGCUCAGAAGGGGAGACCGCAUCCUCUCGGUGAAUGGGGUGAACCUGCGGAACGCCACCCACGAGCAGGCAGCUGCGGCGCUGAAGAGGGCCGGCCAGACGGUCACCAUCAUCGCCCAGUACCGACCAGAAGAGUACAGCCGGUUUGAGUCCAAGAUCCACGACCUGAGGGAACAGAUGAUGAACAGCAGCAUGAGCUCUGGGUCGGGCUCCCUGCGCACCAGCGAGAAACGCUCCCUCUAUGUCAGAGCUCUGUUUGACUACGACCGGACCAGAGACAGCUGUCUGCCCAGCCAGGGCCUGAGCUUCUCCUAUGGGGACAUCCUGCAUGUCAUCAACGCCUCCGAUGACGAGUGGUGGCAGGCGCGCCUGGUCACGCCCCACGGGGAGAGCGAGCAGAUCGGGGUCAUUCCAAGCAAGAAGAGGGUGGAGAAGAAAGAGCGAGCGAGGUUAAAAACAGUCAAGUUCCACGCCAGGACGGGCAUGAUCGAGUCCAACCGGCAGUCAAUCAAAAUAAAGCGCAAAAAAAGCUUCAACCUCUCACACAAGUUCCCGUUUUACAAGAGCAAGGAGAAUAUUGUGCAGGAGUUGGAGUCUGAACAAUGCCUGACGUCAAACACCAGCGACAGUGAAAGCAGCUCAAAGGGCCAGGAAGACACAAUUCUCUCAUACGAGCCAGUGAUUCGACAGGAGAUUCAUUACACGAGGCCUGUGAUCAUCUUAGGCCCAAUGAAAGACCGAGUUAACGAUGACCUGAUUUCAGAGUUCUCGCACAAGUUUGGUUCCUGCGUUCCUCACACGACACGUCCGCAGCGGGAGAACGAGAUGGACGGCCAGGACUACCACUUUGUGGGCUCGCGGGAGCAGAUGGAGAAGGACAUUCAGGAUAAUAAGUUCAUUGAGGCAGGCCAGUUCAAUGAGAACCUCUAUGGGACCAGCAUCUUGUCUGUCAGAGCAGUGGCCGAGAGGGGAAAACAUUGUAUCCUGGACGUGUCUGGGAACGCUAUAAAGCGACUGCAACAAGCACAACUUUAUUCGAUUGCAAUUUUCAUCAAACCAAAAUCCAUUGAAGCUCUUAUGGACAUGAAUAAGAGACAGACUUACGAACAAGCUAAUAAAGUCUUUGAUAAAGCGAUUAAGCUUGAACAGGAGUUUGGAGAAUUUUUCACAGCCAUUGUACAGGGUGAUUCACUAGAGGAGAUCUACAACAAAAUCAAGAUGAUCAUUGAGGAACAGUCGGGCCCCUACAUCUGGAUACCUUCUUCAGAGAAGCUCUGAGCUCCCCAGCUGUACCCCCCUGUCGGCGCAGAGCCCCCCUCCCGACACCCUGCCCGUCCCCCGAAGAGCUCCUCCCUCCCCCUUUUUUGCAGAUAUGUUUCAUAUCAAGUUUUAGUGUCAUCAUUAUGUUAAUCUCAAAUGAAAACAAGUCUUAUCACCAUUUCUGUGACUGUGCACACCCCUGCAUGAGUUUCUCAGCAAAUCCAUUCAAGACUGGAAAUGCCAUUUCAAAUGAAUUUGUCAUUUUAAAACAAAACAAGGGAAAGGCAAAAUGAAUCGUUCUUUGUGAAAUGGGACUGACAGUUGAAGAUCAGAAUGUUUUACAGACGACGCUGGAGUGAGAAGGAGUUAGGGAUUCAGGAGAAGUUGCAGGGGAAGGGAGACCAAUCAUACAAGUUGGAACACUGUAAAUGUUCAUCAAAUCACAUUUUUAAAAAAGACACGCAAGAUGAGAAGCAAAGACCACUUAGGGUUUUUUUCUACAAGGACUGGAUAAUAUCAAGCCCAGCUGAUGGUACUGUUGGAGUUAUCGCUCUUCUUUGUAAUUACUGAAGAAAUUGGUGGAGAAGCCUACAGACUGGUGAUCUACCAGCUUGCUGUUUGAUCAGCUGAUACAGACCUCUUGGGAGGCAGAACCAAUGGAAGAAAUUAGUUAUGAAUCUCUACAUUUAUAUAAUGAAAUCACAAGGUAAAUUAUCAAAUCCUACUGCGAUUUUACUACAUAUUAAAAACUACACGUUUUACACUUCACUAGAUUUGUCUACUUGGAGGGCUGUUAGAUUUUUUUUGGAGGGGGGAUUUUUUUGCUUGUGGUUUUUAGCUGCUCUGUGUAAAGGAUGGGGGUAGAGAAGUGUAAAGGGGCUCUCUGCAAAACACCAAAUUGCCUUACAUCAAAUACAAAUUGUUAUAUUACUACCUGUACUUUGAGGGAAGCUAAAAUUAAUUGACAAUGAAAAAAAGAUGGAACUUUUUCUUUUAAAUGUUGACUUUUUCUGCGUUGUCUCCUGACUUCCAGGAGGCCUAACUUGUGAGUGUAAUAGACGAACGCAUCGCACUUCUGUGGAUUUCUAUCUUCCCCCUGUAUUCUUUUUGACCCUUUUCUUGUUGUAAUUUAAGAAUUGAUUGGAUUUCAAUUUAGGCAGCCAUAUCUCCCUCACCCACGUUGAGCAGCAGAUCACCCUAUUACACUCUCUACCUUCCAGGAGGAGUGUGUCUUCUGACUGAAUGGUCACAUGGUAUUGUCCUGAAUAUGCCAUCAUGAAGGUGGCCUUAAAAACGGGUAGAACAAGACAAUACUUGUAUUUGAUGUCCUAACAGAGGCAAUUUAACCUGCUUUUGGAUUGUCCCCUUUCCCUCCACCCAAAAUAACACUAAAGAGGGGUUUGAUUAAAACCUACAUUGCAUUUGGAAAGUAUUCAGACUUGACUUUUUUUCACAUUUUGUUACAUUACAGCCUUAUUUUAAAAUUGAUUAAAUGAUUUUUUUCCUCAUCAAUCAACACACAAUACCCCAUAAUGACAAAGCGAAGACAGGUUUUUAGAAAGUUGUGCAAAUGUAUUAGAAACAGAAAUGCCUUACAUAAGUAUUCAGACCCUUUGCUAUGAAACUCGAAAUUAAGCCCAGGUGCAUCCUGUUUCCAUUGAUCAUCCUUGAUGUUUCUACAACUUGAUUAGAAUCCACCUGUGGUAAAUUCAAUUGAUUGGACAUGAUUUAGAAAUGCACAAAACUGUGUGUGUAUAUAUAAGGUCCCACAGUUGACAGUGCAUGUCACAGCAAAAACCAAGCCAUGAGGUUGAAGGAAUUGUCUGUAGAGCUCAGAGAUAGGAUUGUGUCGAGGCACAGAUCUGGGGAAGGGUACCAAAACAGUUCUGCAGCAUUGAAGGUCCCCAAGAACACAGUGGCCUCCAUUCUUAUAUGGAAGAAGUUUGGAGCCACCAAGACUCUUCCUAGAGCUGGCCGAUCGGCCAAACUGAGCAAUCGUGGGAGAAGUGCCUUGGUCAGGGAGGUGACCAUGAACCCAAUGGUCACUCUGACAGAGCUCCAGAAUUCCUCUGUGGAGAUGGGAGAACCUUCCAGAAGGACAACCAUCUCUGUAGCACUCCACCAAUCAGGCCUUUAUGGUAGAGUGGCCAGACUGAAGCCACUCCUCAGUAAAAGGCACAUGACAGCCUGCUUGGAGUUUUCCAAAAGACACCUAAAGACUGACUGAGAAACAAGAUUCUCUGGUCUGAUGAAACCAAGAUUGAACUAUUUGGCCUGAAUGCCAAGCAUCACACCUAAAGGAAACCUGGCACCAUCUCUAUGGUGAAGCAUGGUGGUGGUGGUGGCAGCAUCAUGCUUUUGGGAUGUUUUUCAGAGGCAGGGACUGGGAGACUAGUCAGGAUCGAGGGAAAAAUGAACGGAGCAAAGUACAGAGAGAUCCUUGAUGAAAACCUGCUCCAGAGCACUCAGGACCUCAGACUGGAGCGAACGAUCACCUUCCAACUGGACAACGACCCUAAGCACACAGCCAAGACAACGCAGGAGUGGCUUCGGGACAAGUCUCUGAAUGGCCCGGCCAGAGCCCGGACUUGAACCCGAUCGAACAUUUCUGGCGAGACCUGAAAAUAGCUGUGCAGUGACGCUUCCCAUCCAACCUGACAGAGCUUGAGAGGAUCUGCAGAGAAGAAUGGGAAAAUCUCCCCAAAUACAGGAGUGUCAAGCUUGUAGCGUCAUACCCAAGAAAAAUCGAGGCUGCAAUUGCUGCCAAAGGGGCUUCAACAAAGUACUGAGUAAAGGUUCUGAAUAAUUAUGUAAAUGUGAUAUUUAAGUUUUUUAUAUAUAUAUAUAUAUAUAUAUACACAUUUGCUAACAUUUUUUUUUUUUUUUGAUUUGUCAUUAUGGGGUUAUUGUGUGUAGAUUUUAAGUAUUUAAUACAUUUUAGAAUAAGGCUGUGACUUAACAAAAUGUAAAAAAAAUUCAAGGGGUCUGAAUACUUUCUGAAUACACUGUAUAUGCUCUGUGUAUCUAAAGUUUUUGAAUUAGUUCUGGGCAUGUGUUUUACCACUGUGUUAUGAACCCAAUGGCAUGUCUGGGGCGAGCUAGGUCAGCUCAGGAAUCUAACACAGAUUUAAUUUCCCCUGUGACUGAAACGCCAUGUUUCAAGGAGGAGAGUUCAAAGCUGUUAAAUGUGAAUGAGAGUAAUUGACUGAACGAUCUGAGGGAUUUUAAAGGCAUUUGCAUUGAACUAUUUAAUAAGUGAAUGUAAUAUGUCUAUCUUAUGAUGCGGUGAAGCUUUGUGAAGACCACUUCUGUGGUAAACCCUUGCCUGAGUUGGCUGUAUGGAUUCACCAGGAUUGAAAUGACCUGCCCCAUCUCCCUUUGUGGAUCUUGGCACUGUGUGUUUGUGUACAUGUGAGGGGACUUGUUGAAGAAUAAGGAAUGCUGUGGCCCCCUACCCUGUGAACAUUUUGAGUUUCCACCUUUUUUUGGUUGAGGGGAAAGGGUUUUCCUCAGAUGCCUGAGAGCCAGACCAUCUUCUAUAUGCCCACAGGAAGUUGUCACCUAGCCCUCUGGGUCCCCUACUUCCCCCUAAAGCGCCUGUACCUGAAGGCAUUUUCUGAACAGGUGUGCCCACCUGCCAGGCACCACUGCUAAACCAGCUGUCAUUACCUGUGUCAAAACCAGAGUUCAGGGAAUAACCGAAGGGAACAGAGCCAUUUAUAAACUGCAUACAGACUGUUUCAAAGGGUGUGGUAGCUGUCAAAUGUAAAUAUGCCCCCAGCAGAUCCCCCUCACCUGUGCUUCAUGCAUGUGUGAAACAAACUGGGGCAAAACAUGUUUUAUAGAUCACAAAUGUCAGGUAAGUAAACUGAGCUAUUCUGAGAUAUAAUUUCCAUACAAAUGUGCUGUAAUGUUGGUAUUUCUCUAUAGACAAAUCUUCAGCUGCCUAUUGGGAAAAUGUUUGUCAGUUGGGAAUGUAAUUCCCUCAAGUAGGGCCCGUCUACAUGUUAUUUCUUGUGGAAAAUGGUGUCUGGGUGUAUAGAUUAAAACAAUUAUGUAAAAAAUGAAGAUGAGACACAGGCAGCAACCUACAAGUUGAUAUUCCAGAAACCAUGAGGUGCAUUGAUCAUUAUCUCAUUUAGAACUGCUCCUCAGCUGUGUUUCAACUAUACACCAGACUGUUAACGUCUGGUAUUUAUACCUCGGUCAGCCAUGUCAAUAAAGCCCAAAGAACUAGAUUUAAUUGUAUUAUUUCUAUUGCUGUUGCGGUAGAACAAGAUUGAACCGAAAUGCCUCUGUUUGUAUAAUUGAUGAGGGUCUUUGUUCCAGUGAGAGAGACAUGAGCUCUGGGGGGGUGGGGUCGGUCGGGUUAUGGUUUGUCCUUCUGGGUGAUGAGUUGUUUGACAGCACACCUGUGCAGUAAGUGCUUGCGAACCCUUUGAUUGUACAGUAGUUUCCUUCCUGUCACACCACAGGUGGUAGAGCCUAUCAGGACGCUGGGCCGAACGGUCUUCCCUGUCCUAGUCAUGAGGGAACAGUCCUGCAACCUAUUUUGUUUGGGGUUUUGUUUUGGACUGGACAAGAGUUUAUUUGUUUGAAAAUAAUAAAAUAUGUGACUCGGUUA
Molecule: messenger RNA, 8135 nt
Organism: Salvelinus fontinalis (brook trout)
Lineage: Eukaryota; Metazoa; Chordata; Actinopteri; Salmoniformes; Salmonidae
Product: disks large homolog 3-like
Exons: 21
Coding region: 866-3529 (887 amino acids)
Biological process (GO): chemical synaptic transmission
Cellular component (GO): neuron projection; postsynaptic density membrane; neuromuscular junction
Molecular function (GO): kinase binding
Source: RefSeq, a predicted model, not a curated record